AUGAAUGAAGAAAAACGAUUUACGUGGCAAAAAUUCGUUUCUUUUUUUCAAUCGUCAGGACCACUUCAUCCUUAUCGUCUUUACUCAAAUGAAGAUUAUUCAAAAUUACCUAUUGAAUCAAUUUCACCAUUAAGCAACAGCACAGUUGCCUGUGAAUCGGGUCCAGAUGUUGGUUUAGUUGAUAUAGCUCGUCAUCAAAAAAAAGGAAUUUUGAAAGUAAAUAAUACCAUCAAAAUUGCUGGACAAAAUAAUUGGCAAAAGCCCGAUCAACAAUUUGCUUGCGGCCUUUCUACAUCACUCUAUGAUCAUAAUCCAUUUACAGGCGAAGUAAAUGGUGAACCUAUUGCUGAUUGUUUCGCCAUAUGUGCACAAGAAAAUAAUGCGAUUUUAUCAAUUGCCGAUGGCGUCAAUUGGGGAUAUAAGCCACGGCUUGCUGCACGAUGUGCAAUACAUGGUGCGAUGAGUUGUCUCAAUGAAAAACUUUUUGAAAAAAAAUUAAAUACUACAAAAGAUAUAUUCGAACGAAUCAACCUAGCAAUUGAAAGAGCUCAACAGACCAUCGUCGAAAAUGAAGGUUCAUUGACAACGUUAACUAUUAGCAUUGUUUGCCAGUCGAAUCGUCGAUGGUUUGUAUGUUCAGCUAUUGUCGGUGAUUCAAAUGCUUAUGUUUACAGUCCGAAAAGAAAAUCUGUAUUUGAAUUAACACAAGGAUCACGUAAUCUAAAUAAUGAACGUGAUAUGCGUUCACCGGGUGGCGCUUUAGGUAUGACAAUGACUGAAAAAGCUGAUCUAUCUAAUCUUACCUAUUCACUAAUGGAAAUCGAACAAGGUGAUUUUAUUUUUUUAACAAGCGAUGGUGUUAGUGAUAAUUAUGAUCCAUGCGUUAGCGGCUGGGCAGCUAGUAUUAAAACUCCAUCGUUUAUUCGAAAAUCUAGUCAUACCAUAUCGGAAAUACCAUCUACUCUAAUGACUGCUCAGGAACGACAUUUAUAUAGUCUUCAUCGUAUGUAUUUAUCUAUAGCUGUGAAUGAUGAACAAUUGAGUGCACUAGAUAUAUGCAAUCGUUUAUUGCAAUAUGUUAUACGAUUGACUGAUGAACAAAGACAAAUUAUUGAACAAGGUAUACGAGAAAAUCAAGGCGUGCAAGGUGCUGCAAAGGAUAGAUUCGAAAUUGAAAUGCGAGAUAAAAUUAUAAAAAUACCCGGAAAAUUAGAUCAUGCAUCCAUUGUUGUGUAUCAUGUGAGAUGA
Molecule: messenger RNA, 1248 nt
Organism: Rotaria socialis
Lineage: Eukaryota; Metazoa; Rotifera; Eurotatoria; Philodinida; Philodinidae
Source: the annotation of a GenBank genome assembly